ACCCAGGAGUCAGACCCUGCAAUCUCAUCAUUGCAACUAUAUUCCAUGUGCUGUACAGGAGAUCAGACUUCAUACAACACUGGGAAUCCUUCUUUACUGGAUCAUCUGGAAUUUCACCCGUGGGCUCAGAUAAGCGCGAUAUAUAGCUUGGAAUGCACGAUAUAACUUGGAAUGCGGUGGACUAUAAGUACAUGAUUGAAAAAAAGAAAACAACUUUUGAAAUGCAUAAGCAUACAAAUGGAAAUUAAAGCAAAACCAAUUUACCGAGGUAUUUUAAAUUAAAUAAAACGUACUGCAACAACUUUUUUUUUUCUUUUUUCUGGCAUCAAUAUGCUCAUGCUGUCUUUGUUCAAAGAUGAUCGUGAUUGGCCCUGCCUGUUAUAUUGCUAGAUAAAUAUUUCGGCGAACAGUUUGUAUGUAUCAAACAGAAACCUACCAUCGACUUUCUUCAAGUUGUGCCAAGUUUUUAUAAAGCUGACAGGUGCUUUGCACUAACUUCUCAUCUUGCCUCUGGUGAACGCCUGACUUACAAAAUACGUCCAUCAUUUUUGGAGAAUUGUGUGCAUUCGUGUGCUAACGCAGGUCCCGAUUUCUUUGAUCAAUUUUUUAAUACGAACCUUUUGGAUGGGAUUAUAUGGAUACUACCCUGUUAUUAUCUGCUACAAAUGUUGCCGAAUCAGGAUCAGUGCUUUCUUCCUAUUGAAGUUAGUGCAUGGUGAAAUUGACUCCGAACAUACAAUUUUGAAGUGAAUAUCGCUGCCGCACCAUUCAUCCAAAUGAUCCCAUCAUUAUUAUUCCUCCUAUUAUCUUCACUCCAACAACAUGGAUCAGAAGCUGAAUCCAGCCUCAGCAACACGUUUCAGCUUUCCAGUAUGAAAGAACAAAACGGAGUACAAGAUUCACAGCAUGAGAAAAUCAUUACAGUAUCAGGAGAUGGAGUAGUCCACAGUCCAGAGUUCCCCCGUGCUUACCCUCGGAACAAGGUGUUAGUGUGGAGGCUAAUCGCAGUGGAUGAAGGCAUGCGAAUACAGCUGACAUUUGAUGAAAGGUUUGGGCUGGAGGACCCAGAGGAUGGCAUAUGCAAGUAUGACUUUGUAGAAAUUGAAGAGCCUGCUGAUGGCACUAUUUUAGGCCGAUGGUGUGGAUCCAAGCCAAUACCUGGAAAACAGGUAUCCAAAGGGAACCAGAUUAGGAUUCACUUUAUAUCUGAUGAAUAUUUUCCUUCAGAACCGGGAUUCUGCAUUCACUACUCCCUCCUUCCAUUGAACCUUCCUGAACCAGAAGGCCCUUCAAUGCUGCCACCAUCACUGCAGAGUGUGGACUUCCUAAAUGAAGCAGUCUCUGGCUUCAGCACUGUGGAGGAGGUCAUCAAGUACUUGGAUCCUGACAGAUGGCGGCUGGAUAUCGAAGACUUGCAUAAGCCAACAUGGCAUGUGCUUGGGAAGUCUUUCAUCCAUUCCAGGAAAUCCAGAGUGGUGGAUUUGAAUCUCCUGAAGGAAGAGGUGAGGUUGUACAGCUGCACCCCACGCAAUUUCUCUGUGUCCCUGAGAGAGGAGCUCAAGCGCACUGACACCAUCUUUUGGCCAAACUGCCUACUGGUCAAGCGAUGUGGAGGAAACUGUGCCUGUUGUGUACACAGCUGCCAUGACUGCCAAUGUGUCCCCACUAAAGUUACAAAAAAAUACCACGAGGUUCUCCAGUUAAGACACAGAAGUGGUGGAAGAGGAUGGCAAAAAUCCAUGACAGAUGUGCCCUUGGAACACCACGAGGAAUGCGAAUGUGUGUGCAAAGGCAAUUCAGAUGGAUAAAAGAAUCAGACAGUGUGCUUUCCUCAAAGCACUCCUCCAAAAAACAUCUGAGGGUGGUGUUUGUGAGUCUAUCUCUGUGGUCUCUGAUGGAACCUGAUGGAUUAACAGUGAACUGGGGUGUGGUGACCCCAGCUGCCCAGCCUAUAUCAAACUAGGAUUUGAUACUCCUGGAUGACAGUUGUGUUGCUCUGAGCCUGCACUUUUCUGUAAGGUCCACGAAAAGGGGAAAGAGAUUGAAAAAAGGCAACUGUUAAUUGUUUCUCCUAUUAUAUUACUGAAAGGAUUUCACUAGUUUUCGAAUGCUUUGGAAAAUAGCAAUUGAAAAGAACUCUGAAGAGCUGGACUAUUUUGAAGUUGUGCUGGCAGCAUUGGUUUCCGCACUCCCUACAAACUUUUUUCUAAAGAAAGUUCAGUUUCUUAACAUGUGGCUUUUUUAACUUUAAAAUACUCCUGUGGUACAUUUAAAAAAGUAUUUUCAUGUCAUGCCUUCUGUUACUUUGUUGUUGUUUAGUUGUAUUUACAGAAUUGGAAAUCAAAUAAUUUCUUAUUUUAUUGAGCUUGUCCAAUUUUGCCAAGUUUGUUGAUGGGUUCUAGAUAUUUCUUCACAUUACAGCUUCUCCCACAGUUUUGAUAAUUGAUCAACAAAGAAUUGUGCAUACUAAAACAAUGAAAAUGACACCAUAGCUUUAGAAACCAUAAGGGUUUUUUUUGGAAAUCCAUACAGUACAUUUUAGUAUCUUAUUAUUAAAACAACACUUGAUGUUUCAUUUUAUAAUCUUAUUCCAUAUUGAUAUGUAUUUUUAUGAAAGGUAUUGUGUUAUCUUGUCAGUUUCAUGUUGGCAGCUGCUUGAGGUAUCCUGGAGUGAAACUCCAUGUUUCGUUUGCAAAAGGAACUAGGGAACAAAAAAGGAAAUGUGUUUCAUCUUGACAUCUACAGUGAAGGCUACCUUAAGAACUGCAGUACCAAGUUUAGGCAAAAAUCUAGGAGAGAUUCUGGCUGACUGAAUGCAUUGCUUGCCAAUGGGCACUUUAUUGGGCAGGUUCAGUAGUUACUAGUAUAUGGCAGGAUAUUGCCAUUAUCAUUAUAUACAUUUUGUGUUUCAGCUUCAAGUGAACUUGAAUAUAUGGGAUCAAAAGAGGGCAGUCAAUUUAUAUUCCAAGACUACAAUGGCAAGAAUAGAAUGUUUAUUUCUUUAUUUCAGCCCCUAUCUCUCUGUUGUUUGCAACAUGAAAAACAGAGGCAGAUAAAGAUUCAAUUAAUACAACACAUGAUUCCCAGCUGCUCAUUGUAAUAAGUGCACAUGUAUUAGUAAAAUUCAAAGGGCUCAGAUAACAACCCCACCAGCUUGGUCCAUAUACUGCAGCCUAUACAGAUUUUACACUGUUUGGAGAUCUAAGAAAGCCAGGAAAUUAUAGGUACAGUACAGUGUUUUUUACAAUGUCUUGGAAUUGUCUGUGGCCAACUCUUUAAGGGACUCCCAAGAUGAUUCCAUUUAAAAGCAGCGGGAAGGUCAGUGACAAGGAAAAUAAGCACUAUUCACAAAUCUUUAACCUAUGAGUUAUUUAAAGCCUUAAAAAAAGUCUGGUUUUAAUAAUUACAACAAAAAACAAACAAACAAACAAAAGAGAUAUUCACGAAAACUUUUCAGACUGUUGGUUUAAGUCAAUUCAUGCUUUAAAUAGCUCAUUAGUUAAAGUAACGUUUUGUGGACAGGGCCCAGUGUAGGAUUUUCAUGUCAACCAUUCAGAGGUCAUAAAGCCAAAACCAUUCAUUAUUAAAGGGUUAAAGAACAGCAAACGUAUAUUAAUGAGGAAAUAUCGGCAUGAGUAAAAGUGAACCGCCAAGGUUUGUUUACACUCUACAGGUAUUGAUUAAACCCAUGCGCAGAUGACCACUGUCCUAUACCUCUAUUAUAUACUAUUCAUGACCAACCUUUUUGUGCAUUGUGAUUUUAAUUGGAAAGGAAAAGGUUGAUGAAGAGAAUACCUUUAUGUGGCUCAGAUACAUUGACAAUUGUGAUGUCACCAAUUUGAAUACACUCUGCAGUUGUAGGGAAUCUGGGGUAGGGAAUUGCAAGCCUCAGGUACAAUAUUUUAAAGCAUUUCAAACGUAAUGCUAUUUAGAACAAAGGCUGAUAGAAACACAAUUGGCUGAAAGAUCCUCAGCUGCCCAUAAUGCUUCAUAAAGAGAGAAACAUUACACUAGUUGGUGAAAACAGUUUUUGCCAAAUGUUCUGCAGAAUACUCAAGAAUUAUGUUUUUAUAACAAAAAGUGUCGUUAUAAAGGGGACAGUCUCUAGAACAUUUUUUUUGUCACUAUUUUAACAUGUAAUAUAAUUUCAAGAUUAAUAAACUUACAGAUGUGCAAGUAGGUGCCUUUUAAAUAAUGUAUGAAGCUGUGUUAUAAUUCAGGACAUCAUAUCUUGUACAUAGAUACACCGAGUAUACUGCUUAUAGGUAUACCAACUGAACUUAUACCAUCUACUGAAGCAUUACAUACUAUCAUCUGAAGCUAAUCUUUUUUUUUUUUUAGAUUCCAGAGUAUAUCUUUCCAAGUGUGAGUGAUGCAGCAUAAUAAAAUAGAACAAAAUCCUUUGCCUAUUAUAUUUCAAUGAUUUAACUGAAACAAACUGAAGAAAGCAUACCAGGUCACAAGUAACACAUCAUUAAAAACAUAAACCCAUGUUUGUGUACAUUAUGUUCAAAACUGUGUUUAUUCCCAUGAAAGGCUUAAUAAAAUGCUUUGUUUUGAACAUAUAGAACGUGUCUACCCAUUAUUUCAUUAAUCUGUUAAUUACAAUGUUUGACAUCCUUUAAGGUUUAUGUUAAUGUAAUAAAUUGUUCAGAGAAACAUGUUACUGUUUUUUUAAAAGACGGUUUGCAUUCUUAAACUUUUUGCAUUGAUUGUAUAUAACGGUUGUUUGGCUUUUAUUUGUAUUGUUAUGUAUUUUUGUAUUAACACCAAUUUUGUAGAAAGUUCAGUUUAUUAAAAAAGACAUUUUCAUU
Acipenser ruthenus (sterlet) is the source of this 4814-nucleotide messenger RNA. Its product is annotated as platelet-derived growth factor C-like. The record is from RefSeq and is a predicted model, not a curated record. Gene Ontology annotation, biological process: positive regulation of cell migration; positive regulation of protein autophosphorylation; platelet-derived growth factor receptor signaling pathway. Gene Ontology annotation, molecular function: platelet-derived growth factor receptor binding; growth factor activity. Gene Ontology annotation, cellular component: membrane. The transcript is spliced from 6 exons. Lineage: Eukaryota; Metazoa; Chordata; Actinopteri; Acipenseriformes; Acipenseridae. The coding region runs from base 777 to 1808 and encodes 343 amino acids.